AAACCGUAAGUCCGUAAGGAAGGUAGUGGUAGGUAGUCUGCUCGCAGUGGACUGGCUGGAAGUAGUAGUAACACAGUAGUGGCCCGACGAGCAGUCGCGGCGUCUGCGACGCGAUCGUGAAAAUAAACCGAUAGUUCUCGCAAAACUCGAUCCUAACCUAACCAAGGAACGGAAAUAAAGAAGAGCUGUUGGAAAGUGUCGAUUCCGAGAAGAUCCUUUUUCAACAUUCCCACUGCAGAAAUUAUCGUACGCAAUAAACAAGAUAAGAUAACAUAUAUCAAAGUGUAUGAUAGCUUCGUACGGCCGGGAUACAAUUCUUUAUUGGUAAAACGAAGCGUAACAACGAAGCAAUAUCAUUUUACCAAUUAGAUUCAGUUGAGGUAGAUACGAGUAUAGCAGGAAAUGCAAGCUUGUUUGUUGUCGAGUAGAUUUAUAUUGGAUAAUGAUUCCGUAAUGUGUGAGAGUGAUCUUCCGAACCCUUUUUUUCGGGUACCUACAGAUAGUGGUGAAGUUAAAUAACGCGGCCAUGGCUAAAGUGAAGAAUAUAGUGCGGUUGCUUUGGGGCGUCUUCCUAGGAAACACCUUCUGUUUUUUCGUUCUUCUGAAAUACGCUUCCAACGUCCAAGACGACUGUACUGCUCCUCAACGUGAGAUUCUACAACCCAGAAGACUGACUUGGUCAACAAACCGCGACAUGAAUCUGAUCAUGGUGGGGGUGAUGACAGCCCCUAAAUACUUCGAUACUCGUGCUAAGGCUGUGUACAACACCUGGGGUCGAGAAGUGCCAGGAGACAUAAUGUUCUACAGCUCUGAAGGAUCCCAUAGCUUAGAUAUACCUCUGGUAGCCCUCAAAGACGUGGACGACAGCUACCCACCCCAGAAAAAAUCCCUGAUGAUGCUCAAACACAUGCAUGACAAUUACGUCAACAAAUACGAGUGGUUCAUGAGAGCUGAUGAUGAUGUUUACGUUCGACCAGAUCGUUUGGAAGAGCUGUUAAGGUCUGUUGACAGUAGGAAAACUUGGUUUAUCGGUCAAACAGGCCGUGGAAACAGUGAAGAGUUUGGGCUGUUGUCGUUGGACAGUGACGAGAACUUCUGCAUGGGCGGCCCUGGAGUGAUAUUCAGCAGGGAGACCUUGAAGAGGGUGGCACCUUUCGUAGAUGACUGUUUGGAGCAUCUCUACACGACGCACGAAGAUGUGGAGCUAGGAAGAUGUGUCCGAAGAUUUGCAGGAGUUUCUUGUACAUGGUCUUACCAGGCGAGUGACUGCGAUUGUAAGAUGCAAGUUAUUUUCUACCAUAACCAGAGUGGAAACUCUGCAUUCACCGGCGAUCUGAAAUUGAAAGAAAUUCACCAGGCAAUCACCUUACACCCAGUCAAACAUUCAGAAAACUUAUACAGGCUCCACAAAUACUUUAAGGGCCUGAAAAUACAGAAAAAUCGUCACGAUUCUUUAAAUCUUCAACGGGACCUGCUGUAUUCUAUGACAGCUUUGGGUUACAAUGAUCGUCCAACCGAUGGAAUUCCUGACAUAUUGUCCCCUUAUGACGAACAAAAGAGAUCUCUAUGGAAUGAAACAGCUCUCGAAAUUCCUGCUAGUAUUAAAAAACGCCAACCUGAGACCUUGGACAACAUUGGUGAAUGGGAAUUUUUAGCAAAUAGUCUGUAUUCGACCUCCGACCUGAAUCCAAGACGUAGAUAUGGAACAUCUUUGAAAGAGGGCCUUAAUGAUGCCAUUUUGGAGGUCAUGGAACUGAUAAAUCACUACUCUAAACAACGUGGAAGACUGAUAGAAUUCAAAGAGAUGAUGUAUGCUUAUUGGAAAAUGAAUCCAGUCAAUGGAGUCGAAUAUAUUUUAGAUCUCCUUUUAGUUUAUAGAAAAUACAGAGGCCAUAAAAUGACGAUACAAGUACGUCGUCACGCUUAUAUUCAGCAAACAUUUGCAGGUGUUUACAUAAGAGAUGCUGAUGCUGAUUCUCCCCCAAUCUUCAGUGCAUCAUCCAACGAAGUAUCGUUGCCGGUACAUAAGCAGAUUCAACACGCUCUACUAAACCUCCACAGGAACCUACAGCCUUUCUUCAAAUUCGGUAAAAAUAACGAAGAAGAAAUAAUCAAUUUCGUCCUUCCUCUAUCAGGCCGAUACGAAGUGUUCGAGAGAUUUAUGAGAAUAUACGAAAAAACGUGUUUAUCGCGGCAAGAGCCCAUCAAACUGAACAUUAUCCUUUACGAAAAUCCAGAUAGCCCAGAAGACGUAGAAAAAACAAGAAACCUCAUUCAAGAAAUGGAAAAUAAAUAUUAUGACAGCGGGAUUUCCAUCACAUUCAUAAACGAGAAAUUUUCGAGGGGUAGGGCUCUUCAAUACGGCGUAAACAACUUGCAGGAGCAGGAUUUAAUGUUAUUCAUAGACGUUGAUAUAGUUUUCAACGAGGACGCUUUAGCGAGGAUAAGAAGGAACACGAUUGCCAACAAAACGGUUUAUUUCCCCAUAGUGUUCAGUCUUUACAAUCCCAACAUCCUGAAUAAUCUGCAUGGUGAUAACUGGUGGAGCUCCGAAAAUAUCAUCCACGAAAACAACGGGUUCUGGAGACAGUUUGGAUUCGGCAUAGUCAGUUUGUAUAAAACCGAUUAUUUGAAACUGGGCGGAUUGAAUCUUCUUAUAAACGGUUGGGGAUUUGAAGAUGUCACAUUCUACGAUAAGGCAAUCAAAUCAAGUUUGCAGAUAGUUCGUGCAGCAGAUCCUAACUUAAUCCACGUUUACCACUCAAUCCACUGUGAUUCUGACUUGGAUAAUACUCAGAAACAGAUGUGCAUAGGAAGUGAAGCGAGUACUUUAGGUUCAUUACAAACUUUGCAGAAAAUUUAUAGUGACAACAGAAAUUUAUUCGAAACACCAGUGAGUUAAGGUAGCUAAUCUGUGAUGAUCUCUAUCGUUAAACAGAGGCAAAGCAUCACGUGAAAUUAAUUGAAAUUAGUUCCAGUUUAGGAUCGAGAAUGUGUGUAAUAAACUUAAUGAAAUUCGAUUCAAUAAUAAUCAAUAUUUGAAUCAGGACAAAUUUGCCUAUCUUAAUAUAAUGUACAAAGUUCCUUUUCAUCUUGAUGUAUUGUUUUUCAGAAACACUAUUAGAAUAUGUAAUUUAAAGUAAUCAAUGGCUCAAUUACAAUAAUGAGAAGAUUUGAAUCAACCAAAAUUUUGGAUCGAUAAUAACAUAUUUUCAAUCUUCGAACAUCAUUCUGCCUUCUUGACUAAAACUGUCUUGACGAUAUUACUUCUGAUGGUUCAUUUUCAAAUUAUGAUUCUCAAGUGGAAAGUCUAUCAUAAAUAGUUGUGACAUUACUUUUUUGGUAUGCCUAUUCCAAAAUUAUUCAGGUUAUUCAUGUUACAUUCGAAAAUAAUAUAAUGCGAAUGUUUUCUCCAUAUCAUACCAUUUCUGAAAAAGUAUAAAAAUUAUCUGUGUUAUAUUUCAGCUCUCUGUAUAACCUACAUAAUAGAUUUCUCUGAACGUCAUUUUCCUACAAUCUGAAUGGUACUCUGAAAAUAUUGAUUGAAUAAAUUAAAAUUUGCUUUUGCAAGUUCUAUUUGUGACGCUUCAGAAUAUGUGCAUAUGAUAAAUUAUGAAAUAUGAUUAGGAUAAGCAUGGAAAGAAAUUGCUUUAUAAGUUUUUCAAAUUUGUAUGGACGUUCAAAAUUAAAAAAACAGAAACCCUUCAACCUCUGCAAUAUACAUAUCUAUAAAGCCAGUCUAUAUUUCAUUAAUCAGUUUUAAUUGAGAUUUAUUUUCGAUGUGUGUACUUCUGAAAAUAUGAAAACGUAAGCUCAUUUGUUCGUUUUCAUAAUUCCCCAGAAGAGGUUCAAAUUGAAUUCUUUUUUAUCUGUGGCAAAUUAUACAUGUACUUCUGAUUACCUAAUUAAUGUAACAGAAUAAUGCAUUUCAAUUUUUAUUGCAUUUUAAUGAGAAGACGUUGUUUCGAGAAUGAUUCAAUUUGAGGUUAUUAUGUGCAAAAAGACAUAGGUUGCUGUAAAAGUCAUGGUGAUAAAAUAAAUGUUAGUGAAAUAUCUGUGAUGUUAUCUCCUUUAUUUAUGUGAAUAAUUAAUUUUGUGAAUUAAAGUGUUCAAAUCUUA
Messenger RNA from Harmonia axyridis, 4119 nucleotides. RefSeq names its product chondroitin sulfate synthase 1 (gene Chsy). The transcript has 6 exons. Gene Ontology annotation, molecular function: glucuronosyl-N-acetylgalactosaminyl-proteoglycan 4-beta-N-acetylgalactosaminyltransferase activity. Lineage: Eukaryota; Metazoa; Arthropoda; Insecta; Coleoptera; Coccinellidae. The record is from RefSeq and is a predicted model, not a curated record. Bases 527 to 2902 code for a protein of 791 amino acids. Gene Ontology annotation, cellular component: Golgi cisterna membrane.